CUGAAGAUUGCGGAUUACGACAACGGCAAACACGGCAUAUACGGAAAUCUAUUAGAGAUAGAAGACAUCGAGCUAGUCGGCAACGGCAUGUCGGAUUCCGCUUUUGAGCGAGAACAAAGACCAGAAAAUUUAAGUCUUUUGUACGUGGAGGAAGCAGUGCGCAAUUUGGCCCAUAGCAGGACACCUCGAGUUAGUUUAGACACCUUGGAUGAAGAAGGAAAUGCUACAUUUAAACCCCUGAGCAAGGAAGACGCAGAAGCGGAACUGUUUCGGAUGACUGAGGAAAAUGCAGAACAACGUAAAGGGGAAAGAAUCUGGAGUGUGUGGCCACCUGCGCCAUUGGAAGACACAAUGUUGGACUAUGGAAUGGCAAGUGAAUUUGCACAUGCAAGAAUCGAAGCAAGGGAACUGAGAACGAAAAUUGUGCUGAGGUCUCAAUCUGUGUCUGAUAACUCUGCUUUCGUGGAUACAGACUCUCCGGAGACCGCAACAUCGGGUGUGGAGGUUGGUGCAGUAAAUGCUAGUACCGAAGUAGAGCAGGACCACCACCAGGUGGCUAGUAAUACUACAACUCUUUUUGUCGUAGCUGACGAUGUUCAGCAGAUCAUGAGCCACAAAAGUAUCUCGAGUAGGAUCCACACGGAGGUCGACGUUGCUGAAAGGCUGUCCACGUUCUCUCUGCAGAACCAGAAGUACCGCAUAUGGCAGAGUGUGACGCCACGUUUAGUCUGCUGCUGGCCUUUGGAGCAAGCCGUUUGGAACUCAGUGCGCGGUCACGGUCAUCCACAGGCCGUCCAGGUGUUGCUGGAUCAUGGCGCGGAUAUUUUUGUGCACUCUGAAAUGAGUGGAACGCUUCUAAACUUGGUCUUGGAAACGCAUUGGCACGAUGUCAGACGGGCAAAUGGGCAGCGCGGAGCUGCUUGUGUAGUCGAGGGAACACCGGCCGGGCGAGGUGCUUCUUCUUCUUCAUCUGAAGUUGUAGUCCUGGGAUCAAAAGGACAAUCCGAAUCUUUUGGCGAACAAGCUGGCAAAGAAUUGCUGCGGGCUCUGUUAAGACAUCUUCAGACGAGAGUGUAUCCGAACGACCCUGUGGCCUAUGCGGAAUGCCCCUUGCUUACUGGAUUUUCCACAAGGGUUCAACAUGGCCAGGCAGCAGCAGAUGCAUCAAUCAACCAAAAGGAGUUGCUCUUUUUUUCUCCGGUAGAAACGGCAGUUCGUCUGAUCGACAAUUUUCAACAGACAAGUGCGAAAGAGGCUCUGCGGAUCAUGGUAGAGGAAUUCCACGUACCUAUCGCUCCGGAAAAACUAAAACCUAGAGUCUUGGAGCUCUUGCAAAUUGAAGCAUAAGGUUGGAUCUUCUGGUGUAAACCAAUAAAGAUUCAAAUCAUCAUCAAAGAUUGAGUUUUCAUUCUGUGGAGAAGUAUAAUGAGCCGUGACAAAUAUAACCAAUACAGAUUGAAGUCUGUGCUCUUGCGGUGCACGAACAUGCAAUUUUUGGAAUACCUUAGACUAACGUCAGUAGGUACAAACUACUCUUGUGGAAUCACAAAGAUGAGAAUGAACUCACGUUAUUCACCAACGGUCGACAUUGUUUUGUUUUUGGGCGUUGAAAACUUCUUCAUGGAAUGGACUUGUCUGAUUUUACUUAAUUGCGAGGGCACGCUUUCGCUUAGUUUCGAUAUUUUAGCUCUAGAAAUAAUCUUUGUUAUUUUUCCAAGUCUGACCUCUAUUAGUGCAUGAAGCUAAGUUCCCUACCGUACGCCCAAAAAUCAAAGUUUGAACCAGGAAUACGACCUCCCAGCGAUAGGCCCUAUAAAAGAAACCCUUAAAGUGAGAGUGUGCAUUCAUGGAUGGCACUAAAAACCCGCUUUACCCCUCAUAGGCGCAUAUGAUAAAGUGCUUAUUCACAAGAGCAGGCUGCCGUGAGACGUAUAAGGCUAUGCAUGGCCAUCCACCCACACCCAC
Messenger RNA from Amoebophrya sp. A25, 1965 nucleotides. Lineage: Eukaryota; Dinophyceae; Syndiniales; Amoebophryaceae. The record is from the annotation of a GenBank genome assembly.